Messenger RNA from Cotesia glomerata, 1673 nucleotides. RefSeq names its product odorant receptor 47a-like. Gene Ontology annotation, cellular component: plasma membrane. The transcript has 8 exons. Bases 238 to 1494 code for a protein of 418 amino acids. NCBI's taxonomy places the organism in Eukaryota, Metazoa, Arthropoda, Insecta, Hymenoptera, Braconidae. Gene Ontology annotation, biological process: sensory perception of smell; detection of chemical stimulus involved in sensory perception of smell. The record is from RefSeq and is a predicted model, not a curated record. Gene Ontology annotation, molecular function: odorant binding; olfactory receptor activity.
AAAAUAUUAACGUAAAAAAUGUACUGUCCAUUGUCGCAAUAUUCUUCGAACUUCUUACCGGGCAAUUUUCUAAGUCAACCCUUCUUGCAUUUGUCACCGCUUCAUUUAUUAUUCACACGCGAUCGGCUAUUGACUUUCUAUAUUCUUCGAACAGCAGUCGUAUUUUACUCACAAAGUAAUACAAACCCCAAAGAAAUAUUAUAUUUAUAGUGUGUCUUCGAUUUGACAAAGCGGGAAAUGUUGGAUUUGGAGAUGACGAAUAUCGAAAGCGAUAUUCCAUCGUGCAAACAAUUAUUCAAUGUGGAAUUAUUCGUUAUGAAAUGCGUCGGAUUGAGUUCUUUGGAAAGAGCCUUCGAAGUGGAUAAAAAUUAUAAAAUACGCGCACUUAAAUGUUGGGAAAUUUUUCUUUGUAUCGCUGGUAUAUUUUUUUUAUCAUCGUUAAUUUACAGUUUGGUAGCAUCUUUGCCUUAUUAUUUUGGUAAAGAUUUUUCUAUGACAUGUUUCAUUAUUUCUGUCGCUUUUUCUAUGAGCAUGACUUUGAUGAGGCUUUUAAGAAUAUGGACUUGCCGUAAAAAAGUUUACCAAAUUUUUGGAUUAAUUAAUAAAAUUUGGGAACAAAAUACAAGAAAAAGAGUUCAUUUAAAGGCUCAAAUAAUGAAAGUUGUCGAUACUAACAAGAGUCUCAGACAUAUGUAUUUAAUAGUCGCAUUUAUAUUGAAUAUUUGCUACUCAAUGCGGCCAUACAUUAUGUUACUUACCACGUACUUUACAUUGGGGAAAAACGAGACUAUGACUUUCACCGAGCAGGCUUUCACCGGGGUGGUUUACCCUGUGAGAACAGACACGCGCUUCAGAUACGUACUCCUGAUGUUAAUGGAACUCCACAUAUCAUAUUUUGGUAGCGCGUAUAUUAUUAUUGGAGAUAUGUUGUUUGUAUUUUUGACAACAGUGCUAACUAUUCAUUUUAUGGUGCUUGCGGAUGAUUAUGUCUCCAUAAUUGACAUUUAUCGAAAAAAUAAUAAUAAUUUAUCAUCUAUUGAUGAAGUAAUAAAACGUCAUUGUUCCUUACUCUACGUAUGUCAACAAAUAACGUAUCUGUACAGUCCGAUAGUCAUGGCGAUGAUAAUUUUAAAUGGUAUAGAUCUAUGUUGUACUAUUUUUUCCUUCCAACAAGAUUUUGCCGCGGGUAGAGCGGAAAUUUCACUCGCUCAAAAUUUACCCCACGCUUUAUUAUUGAUUUCUCAAAUGAUAAUCUACUGCAAUUGCGCACACAUUACAACUGAACAGAUUGAAUCAUUGACAGAAGCGGUGUACAAUUCGCGUUGGGUUGAAGGAGAUAAAAAAGUUGCUAAAGCUGUUAUUAUUUUAAUGAUUAAUACUCAAAGAGAGUACAAUUUUACAGCUUACGGAUUUUUUAUUCUAAAUCGCCAGCAAUUGACUCAAUUGUUUAAUUCGACAAUGAGCUACUUUAUGUUACUCAGAAAUUUUAUGUAACGUUUAUAAUUAAUAUAGUGAAGGUAAAGUAUAAAAAUAAUAAAUAGUAUUUUUGGAAAAGUGGACUACUUAUGCAAAAAGUGGGCUACUUUUUUCUGCGGUAGGGAAUUAAUAUAUUGUUAUAAAAAUUAUUCAAUUGUAUUUUGUUGAAAUGAAUAUAUAUUUUUUUGAAAUGUUAA